GGGGGGGGGUAGUAAAAAUAAUUUUAAAAAUAUGAACUACUGUAUCAAUACACAUUCUGCAGACAGAAAGGUAUAUUCAAUAUUCUACAAAAUAUGCCGGCAUCGGGAUCGUUCGUCUAAUGUGUAAAGGUAUCACACCGGUAAUUGUCCAAUCAAAAUGAGCUUAGUCAAUGGUAGUUCCAUAUAUUUAAAAGAAUGCUUUUUUUCCCCCUGCGCGAUUCUUCUCAUUUCCUCUUCUUCUUUUCUCUUAAUUUUUGUACCCCUGAUUAGAAAAUUUUGUGUAAUUUUCGGAAAUAAUCAGUUAUAUACAAAGGAACUAUUUGAUGUUGGUAGCUGAGGCUACUUCCUGAGGUGCACUCAGGCUGUUUACACACAUGUGAAAAACAUGUGGAUUUGAGUGUAGUCUUGUUUGCGGGUAAAAGCUUACGAAAAUUCUGCGUAGGAUGUUGUUUUUGCGGUGUCGACAGACGAGACGGGUAACAUUGAGCAUUUCCAACAGCGUUAUUCGGCAUUAGCGCGUUAUUGGCAUCAAUUUAAACAAGUGAUAAAUUACAGCGUUCUCUAACGAUUCAUUCAAAAUAUGUGAUGAAGUGCAAGGGGGGGGGGGGGUCACAAUUUGUAAUUUUUGCCAUUAAUGUGCAAAAAUAAUUUUCAAAACUGACCAAAUAAGCUUGUAUGGGGUUAUUUGAGUGUUUUUAGUUGAAUACACAAAAAUCAUGACCAUGCCAAGAAAUCCCGUCCGGUCUGAAUUCGUUGGCUUCAAUAGGGCCAUAUUACAUGCUGAUUAAUAGUAGCCGUCGCUUAUCUCUUAAUUGCGGUCACUGAUUUAUAACGGUUUUUCUAUACCGGAGAUUUUGCUAAGAAUUUCUUGGCAUGUUCAUUUUCUGAAAAUAUACUGCCGUAACUUGGUAUUGAAUUCUCCAUCUUGUCGAUCAUGACUCAUUCUAUUCUUUUCUUUGCUCUUCAAGAAUAUUCUGACAAAUAUUAUUUGUACCGGUAUAAGUUGUUGUUUUUUUUUGAAAGAGCUUAUUUCUACUCUUCCAUACCAAAAACACUAUGUCGCGAUAGUCUCAACUCUAUCUUACAUACAAUAAUGCUCUGUGGUCAUUAUUAAUCCACGAACUAGGUAAGAUGCAGAGGGUAAUUCUUAUAUAUUUCCUCUUUCAUGAGAUUGUUCAAAUUGUUAUGAUUGAUUGCUUUAUUCAGUCUAGUGAAGAAACAAAGGAACAGCUGUACUGAACAGGUAAAAUGCACGCUCCCGUGUGACAGCGCACAGUUAGAACGCUGUUAGAUGCUGACGACGGAAAGUAUUGAUUUCCUACAAUUUGAAAAUAACUUGCAAAGGAGUACACCUUGUUUCAAAUCACAGCCACGCUGACAAUAGUUACCUUAUAUCACGUUUAAUCUUCGUAAUGUACAGAAUAAUGCGUCUUAAUGUAGGGAAUUAGCGUUUAAAGACACACUAGCAAACGACCGAGUGAACACCUGAGAAAAUAAAACUCGGUGCUCUUGUCCGGACAGGAUUAUAUAUGUAUACUUCCAGAAUUUUCACAAUGUCUGUUGGAGCUAAAGAGACGGAUUUUUACCGUUGACUACCUGUACAUGUGACAGCGGAAGUUACGACGUUACGACACACGCCCUCCAGGCUCCGCUCUACACGUAUUAGGGAUGGUGGUUCCUCUCCGCGCGGCUUGUUGUGUGUAUGUUACCUAAAUGAAACACAAAGCAGACCAGGAAAUGAAGUUCUCCAGCUUUCAGCGCCUCUGGGUAAUGUAUAUGUGAUCUUGACAGUGUGCGGAGAGUGAGGGGAAGACAAGCUGUGCGUUUUCUGUGGACUGUGUGGAGAUUUUCUGUAAUUGACUUCAGCUGUCAUGACCAGAUAGAGACGGGGACCGUGAUGGCCAGCCCCAGCGAUUUUCUGCUGCAAGAUGUCGUCUGCGUCGAACAGUCCACUGGCGGGAAAACAGAGCACGAGGAUAGUGGCGGGAAGGGGUGCCACUGUCGAAUUCUUCAAAACGCUUACAUGGAAGAGGAGGACGCUUAUAAUUUUAUCUGUCACGUGAACAACUCCUUCAACAAGUCGGUGUUUGGCUUGUUGAUGCUAACGAUAGGCCUGGCUGUAUCCGCUCUAUGUUUAACAUUUGGAAUCAUGGAAUUCCACAAUUGCCCAUGUGAACCUCUACUUCCGCUCUUUCUGAGUUUAAAUGGAACAGCAUUGUUAUUCAAAUGUGUCCUACAAGGUGCUCGUAUAAUGUGCAAUAUUGCGCCCCCUGAAGGGGAGAGACAUUGUUUGUAUACCGUCACCGACAUGUUGACGUUAUUUCUCGUGUUUUGGGGGUGUACAGGUGCGGUGCUAGUGUACAAUCUUCUAAAGAUCGUGCAGACGGAAAACAAGUCCGCCACACAUUAUUGUGACUUCCACCUUCUCACCCUCGCUAUCGCGGUUGUCACGGUAACGUUUGUCGUCAUCAUAUUCACUCUCGUUUGCUACGCAAUCCUGUGGUUUAUUCAUGAUAAAAUGGAGAGUUCUCAGUCAUUUAAAAAUUUCAUCGUAGAGAGUGAAAUGGAAAGACAGAAAUCACCUCUGUGUGUUCUAGGGAGAUGACGACAUCAACAGUGCUAAUACAAUAUGUCACCAUACACGAUGUUUACAUACUGUGAAACCAGAAUGUGGCUUAUUAGAAACUGCAUUCGUCUUAAUGUUUUACCAAUGUAUAGUUUGUUAUAUUUUUCUAUAAAUAUCAAGGACUA
This is a messenger RNA of Ostrea edulis (European flat oyster), 2751 nucleotides long. RefSeq lists its product as uncharacterized. Lineage: Eukaryota; Metazoa; Mollusca; Bivalvia; Ostreida; Ostreidae. Bases 1898 to 2605 code for a protein of 235 amino acids. The record is from RefSeq and is a predicted model, not a curated record. The transcript has 5 exons.